CUGGCAUCGGUGGCGAGAACUCAGAUUGCUGAGCCCAAAAGUUUUUAAAAAUUUUCACUUGCUGAUAUUUUUAGAAAAUUCUGAAAGCGGAAAGACUCAGCAGUCUGGGAAUGGACUCCUGGUAGAUGUUCCCCGACCAAUCAGAAGGAAUAUCCAAUUAAAAGGUGAAAAAUUUGCAUAAGAUCCGAUUAAGUGCGCUGGCGGAAUGUGUUCUACCUCGGUGCUGUGUCCCCUUUGCGCCGUGCCCAGUUUCGGCAGCAUUGACGCACUGCAGCAGAGACUGAUCAAGGCAGCCAACGGCCCACUGGCCUGUCCCUUCGCCGAUUGCCAGGAGCUUUUCCUAGGGCUGGACAAGCUCACCAUUCACCUGUUUUCGCACACCAGUCUGAUGGACGAGGAGAUAGAUAGCCCUGUUAUUAUCCAAACCGUUCCUCCACUGGUUACCUUAACUGCGCCCAAAAGAAGGCCCAAAAGAACCAAGGCCAAAACCACCGUCGCGUCCCCGCCACCAGCACCUCCGAGUCCUCCUGCCCAUUGUGACAUCUGCGAGUUCAGUUUCCGGAAUACCGAACUGCGGGACAUGCACAUCCGGUUGGUGCAUGAAAAUGCCGAGGGAGACCAGAAAGCACAGCAGCCAAAGCAGGAGGAGACGGAUCAAGAGCCCUACAAGUGCCAUCUCUGCUCCAAGACAUUUCGAAUGAAGGGCUCCCUUCGAAUUCACCUGAAAGUAGUCCACAUGAUGGGAGUGCCCUGCUCCAAUCCCAGCCUCGUAACCACCUCCAUUGCAGUUAGUCCCUCACCCAAGCUGAGCAUUUGCGAUCGCAUCCGUCACAAAGAGCCGGGAGCCGUGGGAAACGGCACUAAUUCAUCGUCCACCAGCUCCCAGCCAUAUGCCCUAAGUGGCGCAAUUAGCAUGCUCCAACAGCCACCUAGCUCUCCGGAAUCGGGCACGGCCACACCUAAGCCGUGGGAGUGCGAUGUGUGCACCAAGUCCUUUACCACAAAGUACUUCUUGAAGAAGCACAAGCGGCUGCAUACAGGGGAGAUGCCGUACACCUGCGAGAUCUGCGCCAGGACCUUCACCUUCCAGCAGUCGUACCACAAGCAUUUGCUUUACCACAGCGAGGUGAAACCCCAUGUCUGCGUGGUUUGUGGAAGGGCCUUCAAGGAGCUGUCCACGCUCCACAAUCACCAGCGAAUCCAUAGCGGAGAGAAGCCCUUCAAGUGUGAGGUGUGCGGAAAGUGUUUCCGGCAGCGUGUUUCCUUCCUGGUCCACACGCGUAUCCACACAGGGGUGAUGCCAUACAAAUGCGAUCUUUGCCAGAAGAAGUUCAGAUAUAAGGUCAGUCAACGGACGCAUCGAUGUCCCACCGAGGAAUCCCAGACGCCGGAGCAGUUGAUCAAUGCGUUUCUGGAGGGCAAUGAAUCGCCCACUCAGCCCUCGCCGGAGAGCGCUGAAAUAACUGCCAUCAACAGCGGCUCGAUGGCAGAUCCGGAACAAGAGGCACUGCUCUCGCAGUCCAUCGACGACAUAGUGGUGGAGCAGUGCCAGAGGAUGGGCAUUUGUGGUGUGGACCCGAGAGAGGGAGGCCAUUUCGUAUCGCUGCAACCGGUUACAGUGGUUCAAUUCACCGGGAACGGCUCCCCACUGCAGCAACUUCAAAACUUAAAACUCUACUCGCCGCAACAGACCGAACUGCCCAGCUCCGACGGUGAAGUAUUUCAGCGCUUCCUGAUGGACGCCACGUAGCUGCAGCGGUGACAUACUUAUGCAUAUUUAUUUACACCCUGUUAACCAUUCGCAAGCCUAAUAUGAACCUACAAAUAAUACUAAUGAUUCAAAAUGUCCCAUACAAAACGCGAUAUCUGGUAGUCUGCUAAAGUUUUCCAAAACAAUACAGCAGAAUUAUUAAUAAACAAUCCGGUAUUAUCACCAUUAUUCAUUUUUUGACUAAAUUAAAACCUAAGAAGUUUAAUAAGAAAGACAGUGUUUGAACUGUUUGACUGAUCAUUAUCAAUCAAAUAAAAUUAUACAAAUUAUAAAAAUCAAUUGUUUAAAAUUAUGUAGAUGAAGUAACCAUUAAAUGAUCUUUUUGUAUGGAAUAUUUUGAUGUUAUGCCGUUAUUAGCUAAGCCUUCAUAGCCUUCAGAUUGUAUGCCCAAGGCAAACCGGAAAGAACCCGACUGGGAUUGAAUACAAUCCUUUUUGAAACCUUAUUUUGGAAUUACAAAUUUCACUUAUUUUAAAUAAAGUUAUUGAUAUUUACAUCAAAAUAUACCCCUA
Drosophila eugracilis is the source of this 2283-nucleotide messenger RNA. Its product is annotated as zinc finger protein 354A. Gene Ontology annotation, cellular component: nucleus. Lineage: Eukaryota; Metazoa; Arthropoda; Insecta; Diptera; Drosophilidae. The record is from RefSeq and is a predicted model, not a curated record. The coding region runs from base 206 to 1750 and encodes 514 amino acids. The transcript has 3 exons.